GCGAUGUAGCUCCUCCCUCUUUUGGAUUGUUUGCGCGGAUCCACCAAUGAAUGGAGGGAAGGAGUGGUCUCUCUUAGACGGCGAAUGGUUUGUUUCUUUCAACUAUUCGUUUUGGCCUAGAUUUGAAAGCGAAUGCCACCUCUAGGUUUGUUUCAAUAGUAUCUCAUAGAUUCGAUUGAAACACAAUGAAAUCGAUUGGUCUCAUUUUACAUGCUUGGUGGUGUUUGUUUCUGAUUUAUCCAAAGGGUGUUAUUAAUUCCGAUUAUUGCGGCCGAGUGCCGGAAGAAAUGGAACAAAUGGGAGAGGAAUACUACGAUUCGUAUUAUGAAUAUGACAGAGAUGAGGAAAUUCAAAAUGUUGAGGUUUUGAAGACGCCAAAGAUUAAUGAAGGUUUGAGGAUUGUUGGCGGUCGAGAGGUCAAGCAAAUCAUUCCCUGGUUUGCCCUUUUACUGAUUGACACCAAAAAUCGGACAGAACUUGGUCGGCGAUGUGGAGGCGUUCUAAUAACCAGAAAGCUCAUCCUAUCUGCAGGGCACUGCUAUUGUUUCGAAAGCACGUGGGAGACUUGUGAAACCAAGCAGAUCUCGGAAGACUUCUGGGUCCUUGUACCAUCUGAAAGUCGUAAUUUGGAUGUCUUGGCCGGGCUAAGCAUUCAAUCUGAAUCGGAUUUGGAUCGAAUCCCCGUCGAUGAACGGUACGAGCGGCAUUUACUCCAAGUUCAUUCUGUCUUUGUUCACGGUCAAUUUCGUCGCCAUGGAACCCACGAUUUGGCGUUGUUGAAAUUGUCGCAGUCAUUACCCAUGGACAUGUGGAGUGCUCCGGUCUGUCUUCCUUGGGGAUAUAGCUUUCCGGAUCGAAAAAUCAAGAGGGGACGACAUUUAAUGGGCAUUGUGAUUGGUAUGGGACGGAGUCGACAGCAUCAGACAUCUUGUACUACUUUAGGUGGAUCGCCCACACCGUACACUCAAUGUCAAUUCCCAUAUCUCAUUCCUCGGAGUACUGGAUCGCCAAGUCCUAGUCAGGGUUGCUCUUACGGAAUCCCGACGCCCAGCUCCUUGAAUCCCGUUUGUGUUGAAUUUCAUGAUCGUUUCAAAUCAAGAUUGGAACCUUACUAUCAAGUGGUUCUGCAGUGGUCCAAUGGAUCUAAUGAGACCUGCUAUGAUAACCGCGCCCAUUCCGGAUGGUGUGGAACUUGUAGCAUUGGUGCCAAACCGGACAUGCCAGGAUUUUGUCGGCAUCUUAAUCCCGAAAUGAAUAAAGCACACACAUCGGACAGCAGUCAAAAACGAAGAACAUAUUUCAGUGAUGCCGAAAAAAUGGUGAUGCCAAACGCAGAUCGCGAUUGGGGUUGGUGCGGUGAUGACUGCUUUUCCUUCGGGGGUUUUACCCCAUCAAACUACCUCCAAAAAGUUGAACUUGAGAUUCUAUCAUCGAGGAAUUGUGAUCGUUUGGCACGUGACCCGAAAUUCAAUUCCACGCUUGAGUUGUGCGCGGGAAAGAAGAUCCGUGUGAGGACUCCCAAAAUAUUCGAGGUUAGCCCUAAUCAGUCUCAAUCACCGUUGAUAUCAGGCACGCCACAAGCUUUUCACUUUGAAUUCAUUGGUUUGGAUAAGGACAGAGAAAAAAGUGGUCGUGACGACAAUGGGACUGGUUGGAUAUUGGGUGGGAAAGACACUUGCCAGGGUGAUUCCGGCGGACCCAUGUGGAUCAAUAUGGAUAAUAAUGGCACAAGUGGACGGAGAUCCUAUUUGAUUGGAAUUGUGAGCAGAGGAUUAGGUUGCGCUCAAUUGAAUCAACCGGGAAUCUACACUCGAGUCAAAACAUUUCUGCCCUGGAUAAAUAAACUGGCAAAGUACCUUUGAAAAUGGGACAACAAAAAUAUUAUCACUAGUUAAUUAACUAUUAACAGGUGUAGUAGAAUCCAAUAUUCUAUUGAGGAUACGUUCGGGUUAUAUUAAUAUUGGUAUACAUAUCUAAAACCUAUACGCAUUUCUACCUU
Molecule: messenger RNA, 1999 nt
Organism: Tigriopus californicus
Lineage: Eukaryota; Metazoa; Arthropoda; Copepoda; Harpacticoida; Harpacticidae
Exons: 8
Coding region: 186-1862 (558 amino acids)
Biological process (GO): proteolysis
Molecular function (GO): serine-type endopeptidase activity
Source: RefSeq, a predicted model, not a curated record